AUGGCCGUGGAUCCAAGUUAUCAACGACAAGGUAUUGGGUCUGCGCUUCUGGAGAUGUUUUGUCACUACAUUGAUGAGAAUGCGCUGGAUGUCUUUGUUAUGUCUUCGCCGGCUGGUGUUAGACUAUACUCCAAUUUCGGGUUCAAAGCAGUUGGCAUUGUCGAAACAAGACAUGGAAACUUCACCAGCAUGUUGAGGAUUUUUGGUUUCAUGGGAAAUAAUGGCAAUGUCUGUGAAGAAGGAAAGUUCAUGGCAAACGCUUAUCAUUGUUACAAAAAGUAG
Penicillium waksmanii is the source of this 282-nucleotide messenger RNA. RefSeq lists its product as uncharacterized. The coding region runs from base 1 to 282 and encodes 93 amino acids. The record is from RefSeq and is a predicted model, not a curated record. Lineage: Eukaryota; Fungi; Ascomycota; Eurotiomycetes; Eurotiales; Aspergillaceae. The transcript has a single exon. Gene Ontology annotation, molecular function: acyltransferase activity, transferring groups other than amino-acyl groups.